AUGAAUCUUUUGCGUGUCAGCCUCCCCAGUUGCGGUGACUUCAGCCAUCUAUUUCGUCUGCUUGACCACUACGAUGUCCAUCGGUCCAACCGUAGUCGGUCUGCGGCUAGCUCAUUCUUCCCUCGCCUUGACGUCCGCGAGAGCGGCGACUCAUACCACCUCGACGGCGAGCUACCUGGCCUCGCUCAGAAGGACACCGACAUCGAGUUCUCCGACCCUCAGACUCUGAUCGUGAAGGGUCACACCGCGCUCGAGUACCAAACCUCUCGCACCGACCUGCCCAUCGCUUCUGGGCCAGCGAGCGAUCGGUCCGCGAAUUCCAACGCACUUCCUCAUUUCCGGGCUCGUGUAGAUCAGGACAACGUCAAAGCCAGCCUAAAAAAUGGCAUUUUGUUUGUCCUUGUGCCUAAGACCGCCGCUCCGGCCAUCAAGAAGAUUACCAUUGAGUGA
Penicillium arizonense is the source of this 450-nucleotide messenger RNA. Its product is annotated as Hsp20/alpha crystallin family protein. NCBI's taxonomy places the organism in Eukaryota, Fungi, Ascomycota, Eurotiomycetes, Eurotiales, Aspergillaceae. The transcript has 2 exons. Bases 1 to 450 code for a protein of 149 amino acids. The record is from RefSeq and is a predicted model, not a curated record.